AUGGAUGCAUCGGCGCCGUCAGAAGAGUAUUAUAAUGAUACGAUAUCAGGUCAUGUACUUCAUGGACGUACGGGGUCGAUUGGAGGAACGACGGGGGAGCAACGAUGGCCGACGUAUAAUCGGGGGAAUUUAGAGCAUAAGCAUGGACCAAUGUUUGAGCAUGAAGCGGAAUGUACGACGUUUUCAGGGUUACCACCGCUUUCACAAGCAUUUAAUGCAUAUCCACAUUAUCCUCGAAUGGGGGGUAAUUAUGUAGAUACGCCGUAUUCACCUCAUACACAAAAUGCGAUUCAUUUAGGGCAAUCGCAUGCGGUAGCGGUGGCGUCUAGAGGAGCGCAAGGGCCGUAUGGAUAUAAUACAUCGUCUAAUGAUUUACAUGGUUAUUUCGGUCAUAAUCCUUCGAAUGAGGAGCUUUUUCCAUCAAAUCCUCAUUAUGUGAAUCAUCCGCCGUCAACAUCAUCGGGAAAUCUUGGGUCUACAGCAAUUGGAACAACGCCACCAUUAGGAUCCUCACUUAAUUCGAAUUCAAAUACAUCAUUGAACUCAGUUCCAUCGAAUACAGCGACAUAUCCACAAUCUAGUCUUGAUUCACGAUUACCAAUGAAUGGUCAGCCCCAUCGGCUUUCAUCUGCAUAUUCAUCUAAUUUAGUUCAUCCAUCUAUUGCGCCAUUAGCAACAGAAUCAUCGGCACAACAUUUUUGGCCGAAUUAUGCUAUGCAUGGUCAUACAGUAGCAGAUCGUACUACAUCGAAUAAUGGAUUUAGGUCAUCUUCACCGAUUAAUGCCCUUAGACAGCCUAUGACGAUGCCGACUGGAAUGAAUUUGCCAUAUAAAGCAUCGAAUAAAGUGAAACAAAUAUAUUCGUUUGUUCCGUUGCCUGGUGCACAAACACAAAAACGUCCACGACGACGUUAUGAUGAGAUUGAACGAAUUUAUCAAUGUGGAUGGAAUGGUUGUGAAAAAGCAUAUGGCACAUUGAAUCAUUUGAACGCGCAUGUUUUUAUGCAAGGGCAUGGCGAAAAGCGUACACCUGAUGAAUUUAAGGAGAUCAGGGCUGUUUGGAGAGCAAAAAAGAAGGAAGAAAUCAAGAAAAAGCAAGCAGAAGAUCAAUUGCGCCAGGAAGAGCAAAAACGGCAUGCAUUGCCCUCUCCACAGCUUUCUCGACAACUUUCUUCGAUUCCAGAAUCACAGUCGCAUCCGCCUAAUUUAUCGCAUGUUGUAUAUGCUCAUUUACCUCAGCCAUUACCAAACGUAUAUCCUUAUCAUCCUCAGCAAACGCCACUUUCAGAAUCUUCUCAUCAACACCCUUAUCCGGCAUCAACGUAUCAUACAUCCUUAUUACCUCAUUUAAAUCAAUAUACAGCUCAACCACAAUCUUAUCCAAGCAACAAUAGAGACUUUAAAUCACAUGCUGAUGAGGAGGAUCGGGAUGCAGAAGGAGAGCCUGAUCCUGAAACUUCUGGAUAA
Messenger RNA from Pneumocystis carinii B80, 1467 nucleotides. RefSeq lists its product as hypothetical. The record is from RefSeq and is a predicted model, not a curated record. The coding region runs from base 1 to 1467 and encodes 488 amino acids. The transcript is spliced from 3 exons. Lineage: Eukaryota; Fungi; Ascomycota; Pneumocystomycetes; Pneumocystales; Pneumocystaceae. Gene Ontology annotation, biological process: regulation of DNA-templated transcription.